GCACAAUGUGCUGAUUCAGCCUGAUUAGAUCUGCUUGCAAGUUGCCAGGCCCCUGCAAAAGCUUUUGAGUAUCAUUUUGCUAGCUAUGUAGCUGAUGAAUGGUGGUGGCGAUUUGAGGAUCAGGAGGCGCAGGAGGGCAGAAAUUUGAGGUGCUCUUAAUUCUUCAGCUGCGGCUUGUCUUGUAUGUUGAUCCUUAAUGGCUCCUCAAAAUCAAUCAAGCAGCAUUGGCGGUCGGUGAGCUACUCGCUUGCGGCGGACCAGACAACAGCUGAGCUAAGGCCAUUAGUUGCAUGUUGAAAGAACGCCAGCCAAACGGUGUUGGGUUAGCACCUUGAUUAAAUCUCUUACCAUCAGCAUCAGGUGUUGCGCUCUCUCUCCCUCCUUCUCCGGCGUUGCUUACAUCAAGAUCCAUGAGUAGAGGGUAAAGUGAGUCAAUGUGUUGAUGGGUCAGAACUCUGAGACCAGGGUCUAAAACAGUACACUGGUCGCCGGAGGUGUUGUGGUUGAUUGAACUACAGAGGUGUCAAAGAACUUUUUUUGUCAGUUGAGGAUGGGGCGCAGGAAGACAAAGUUGCCAGUCGGUGGCAUUCAGUUUGUAUCUAAUCAGAUAGGCUCGCUUGUCACCCUUGAGUCGCCGCAUAGUGUUGUUGAUGUUGACAAGCUGCACAGCCUGGACAGCAAGGAUUUUGGCGCUGGUCAGCUGAUGGGGGACCACUCAACAAUCAGGUUUCAAGGCGGUGCUCAAGGCUCAAAAGCAAGGGCACAGAUUCAGCGGUUGGAUUCAUUGUGGCACAGGAACACGAAGCUGAUAGAUGAUAGCCAAAGGCUAAUGCUAGAAUUGCAGUCCCUCCCAGCCCCAUCCACUUCAGAGGAGACCACCGAGGUUGCAACCAUCACUACACUGAAAGAGAUAUUGCCUGCCCCGCUUCCUGUCGUCAUUGAUGCCUGGGAUCAGAGGCCCUCCUUUCUCAAGUUUGGAGACAACGUAGGCACCGGCGACUCUACAAUACGCGAAUCUCUGGCAAACGUCGCUACAUCCGCCCCCUUCCUGUACAUAGGCCUCAACACGCCACGGAACAACACAUACAAUCGAAUAUACGCCCAAUCGCUUAUGGGGGUGGGGGUUGCGUCAUCAAUGUACCACACCUCUCGAGGCGCCACCCGCCCGUUCUUCAGGUGGUGUGACUACGCAAUGAUUGGUGCUUCGUCCAUGUGUAUGAGUAAAGCCCUGAACCCGGGUCUUUCAAACUGGUGGCUGCUGCUGUCGGCGAGCCUGCUGCCAGUUCAGCCCAUGCUAGUUACUGCCGUGCACGCGGCUGCCAUGGAGGUGAAAUUUGCUAGGCGGAGUCUUGCACAACCUGACCGCUACCAGAAAGCCCAUCGCAUGCAUGCAGCCUCGACGUUCUUAGGGUGUGUCUGCUUCCUUGCGGAAGAGGUGUACCCUGAUGUACCAUUCAUUCAUGCUGCUUGGCAUGUUGCAGCUGCCUUAGCGAUUCACACGAGCAAUGCUUUGUUGAAGUGAAGUAUCGAGUCCUCGGAUCGUGUUGAUAAGAACACGCGCACUUAGUCUGCUACGAAUCAAGAAUUCGCGCAAGCAAGCCAGACCUCAUUAGAUGCCUCCAAAUAUCGCAACGGCCUGUUCAACGCCUGUUAGUGCUUGCAGUAUAGGAAAACGAUCUGGCCAGCCGGUAAAGAUAAUAAGAAAGUGGAACGCUGUCACAAUCAAUCUUCUCUUUCUUUCAGACUUUUAAGCUAUUACAAUGAAUCGGUAGUGGUCGGACGCGUUCUUACAUACCAAUUGCUUAUAUGAUGGCUAGGUCACUUUAUGAUUACAAUCAGCUCAAUUGUAAUUGGUAUGUAAAUACCCAACGUGAACCUGGCAGUGGCU
Klebsormidium nitens is the source of this 1888-nucleotide messenger RNA. The record is from the annotation of a GenBank genome assembly. NCBI's taxonomy places the organism in Eukaryota, Viridiplantae, Streptophyta, Klebsormidiophyceae, Klebsormidiales, Klebsormidiaceae.